CGGUUUUUUUCAGUGUGCGUUAGGUGAUUUAAAAAAAUAUUAGGAAGUGAAUCACGUUUGUUAUUUGUCGCUGAAAAUCGCUCGCACUUUGCUGCUGGAGUUGUGGUGAUUUUUUUUUGUGGCAACAAUCAAAAUAUUUUAAAUAGUAAUUUGUAAUUAUUUAUUAAAUCAAAAAGUUAUAAAAGUUGUCUGAAUAAAAAAUGAAUAAAUUAUCGAACAUUUUUCAACCGUCUUUAAUAAUCCCAAAAAAUGCAAUUAUUAAAAAUCAAGACGUAACAUCUAAAAGUCAGCGUCUGAUGCUCGAACAAGGUCUCAUCCGCCCGGCAGGCAAUGGUACCUUCUACAUUCUGCCGCUAUUACAACGGUCAGUUCGGAAAGCAAUCGACCUAGUGGAUCAUUUUAUGCAGCACCACGUCGAAGCGGAAAAAUUGACACUGCCCAUACUUACAUCGGCCGAGUUAUGGCAGAAGAGUGGACGCCUCGAGACGGCUGGCGGUGAACUUAUGAGCAUCACCGAUCGCCAUGGGAAGCAGCAGAUCCUAGGACCGACGCACGAGGAAAGCAUUACCGCUCUGUUGGCUGCAAUUUCACCGGUUUCAUAUAGACAAUUUCCUUUGCGAUUGUACCAGAUAUCAUCCAAAUUUCGAGACGAGAUGAAACCCCGCUUUGGGUUGUUGCGGGCUAAGGAAUUCCUCAUGAAGGAUUUGUAUACCUUUGACGUGGGAUUGAACGAAGCACGACGGACGUACGAUCAAGUGAACGACGCAUACCGCAAAUUGUUCGAUGCAGUAGGAGUUCCUUUCGUUAAGGUGAGUGGAGAUACGGGGGUCAUGGGGGGUUCCAUUUCACAUGAGUAUCACUUCCCUAGUGACGUCGGUGAAGAUCAGCUUGUGUGCUGUAGUGCUUGCGGGAUGGGUUGCAACCAGGAGCUGUUCAAUGGUGGACAGAUUUGCGUACAGUGUGGAAGUGAGAACAUUGUACGACAGGCUGGAAUUGAAGUGGCUCAUGCAUUUAUUUUAGAAGAUAAAUACAGUAAAACACUGGGAGCAACAUAUUUACACCAAAAUGGAAAACCCAAGACGCUGCAAAUGGGUUGCUACGGAAUAGGGAUUACCCGGUUACUCGCUGCUGGUGUUGAGGUACUUUCCAGCGAGACGGACAUUCGAUGGCCAUCUGUCUUUGCACCAUUUAAAGUAUGUUUUAUUCAGCCUAAGAAGGGAAGCAAAGAAGAGACGCUGGUAGAACCGUGGCUGCUUAAAUUGACUAAUGAAGUAAGUAAGCUUCCGGGAGUUGGAUCGGAUUUCGUGGUUGACGAUAGAACUAAUCUAACAAUAGGAAAAAGAUUAAUGGACGCCAAGAAAAUUGGAUAUCCAAUCGUAGUUGUAUUAGGCUCCAAGGCAGCUGAAAGAGGGAACGAACACUUCGAGGUUCAUAGUCAAACGGACGAAACUCAAAAACUUUUAAACUUUAGCGAAACAGUUAAGGAGAUAGAAAGGAAUUUAAAUAGAAUUGUAAAAUUUUCAGUAUGAUAGUAUCUACAUCAAUGUAUUAAGAAAUAAACUGAUUUCCGUUAGAAA
Messenger RNA from Armigeres subalbatus, 1577 nucleotides. It is a transcript of the gene ProRS-m, whose product is annotated as probable proline--tRNA ligase, mitochondrial. Gene Ontology annotation, molecular function: proline-tRNA ligase activity; ATP binding. The transcript is spliced from 3 exons. Lineage: Eukaryota; Metazoa; Arthropoda; Insecta; Diptera; Culicidae. Gene Ontology annotation, cellular component: cytoplasm; mitochondrion. Gene Ontology annotation, biological process: prolyl-tRNA aminoacylation. Bases 201 to 1529 code for a protein of 442 amino acids. The record is from RefSeq and is a predicted model, not a curated record.